This is a messenger RNA of Cryptosporidium muris RN66, 927 nucleotides long. RefSeq names its product coenzyme Q biosynthesis protein COQ4, putative. The transcript has 2 exons. NCBI's taxonomy places the organism in Eukaryota, Apicomplexa, Conoidasida, Eucoccidiorida, Cryptosporidiidae. The record is from RefSeq and is a predicted model, not a curated record. The coding region runs from base 1 to 927 and encodes 308 amino acids. Gene Ontology annotation, biological process: ubiquinone biosynthetic process. Gene Ontology annotation, cellular component: mitochondrial inner membrane.
AUGUGUAUAUCUUUAUCUAGGCUUGUAAAGGUGCCUUUUUCAAGAAGUUCUAAAGACACUUUUUAUGAUUUAUUUAUAAGAAAUCAUAUUCCUACUACAGGUUUAGAAAAGACUCUAUUGUUAAUAAGAUCAACACUUAAUGGUAUUAGGAGACCUGCAGAUUCAAACUCAGUUGCCUGUAUAACUGAGAUAACUGGGAAACGAUCUCUGAUUAAGUUACACCAGUUAAUGGCAGAUGAUCCAGAAGGAUCGAAAAUACUAAAAAAUCGCCUUUUAAUAGAUAGUACAGUAUACAGCAAAUCCAAGUUAAGAAUGUUACCUAAGGAUUCUUUAGGAAGAAAGCUUGUUGAAUUUCUUGAUAUAUAUAAUUUUAAAUUAGACAGACCCCCAGUAAGGUAUGUGGAUGAUGAAGACUUAGCUUAUGUAAUGUAUAGGCAUCGUCAGAUGCAUGAUAUUCUCCAUGUAGCAUUUGAGUUAAAUGUUACUGUAGAAGCAGAAGUUGCCCUUAAAUGUAUAGAAAUGAUGCAUUCAGGAAUGCCAAUGUCCUUAUUUGGUUCUAUAUUUGGACUUAUAAUUACUCCAAUUCUUCGUAUAAGACCUAUAGAUCCUAUUUUAAAUAAUAGUAAAAUUCCGAUAAAAUCUAUAGAUCCUUCAGAUCCAAUCCAAUUUCAUCCAGAUUGUGAUAACUAUGAGCAUACAUUAUACCCAGAUCAAAAGGAAUAUUUGUAUCCAGUUAGAACUACUAUAAAAGAGCUAUUACCAUGGGCAUACAAUGCUGAAAAGUGUAUGAAACGUAACAUUUAUACAGUGAUUGUAGAGAAUUGGUUUGAUAAACCAUUAAGUGAAUUUCAAGAUUAUAUGGGAAUUAAGCCUCCUCCUCCUAAUCUAAGUAAAUAUACACGAAUAAGACCUCAUCCUUAUUAUUAA